Molecule: messenger RNA, 1170 nt
Organism: Henningerozyma blattae CBS 6284
Lineage: Eukaryota; Fungi; Ascomycota; Saccharomycetes; Saccharomycetales; Saccharomycetaceae
Gene: NOP13
Product: Nop13p
Exons: 1
Coding region: 1-1170 (389 amino acids)
Molecular function (GO): RNA binding
Source: RefSeq, a predicted model, not a curated record
AUGAGUAAAGAUAAGGAAACUAAAUCACAGGAUACUGAACUAAAAGUAGAUGAAAAGCAAUCAGAAAAAAUUGCUCAAGCUUUAACUGAUCCUACUAAAAAAAGAAAAGCUGAAGAUGAAAUUGAAAUUAGUUUAGAAAGUUCAGUUCCUCUUUCUAAAAAACAAAAACGUUUAUUAAGAAGAGGUAAGAUUACUUUGGAAGAAAUUAAUGCUAAAUAUAAUAUUGAUCCAUCAUCUAUUGAAGAAUACAAGAAAGAUGCUUCCAAGAAAGAGGGAGAUGAUAAACAAAAUGAUACUCAAGAUGAUGUGAAGAAAGAUGUAUCCAAAUAUGGUGUUUGGAUUGGUAAUUUAUCGUUUGAUACUACUAAAGAAGAAUUAAUUAGAUUGAUUGUUGCCAAGACCAAGACUUUGGAAGAAUCUAAACAAGUUAAAGAUGCCAAUAUAAUAAGAGUCAAAUUACCUUUAGCUCAAAAUGAUGGUAAAAAAUUAAAAAUAAAAGGGUUUUGUUAUAUGGAUUUUGAAACUGAAGCACAAAUGGAAAGUGUUAUAUCAUUAAGUGAAUGUCAAUUGAAUGGUAGAAAAUUAUUGAUUAAGAAUUCCAAGAAUUAUGAAGGUAGACCAAAUAGAGAUGAUUUAGUCUCCAUGUCUAAAAACCCACCAAGUAGAAUUUUAUUUGUUGGUAAUUUAUCAUAUGACACUACUGAUGAAUUAUUAAGGAGUCAUUUCCAACAUUGUGGUGAGAUUGUCAAGAUUCGUACCGCUACAUUUGAAGAUACUGGUAAGUGUAAAGGGUUUUCAUUUAUAGAUUUCUUAACAGAGGAGAGUGCGACGAAGGCAUUAAAGGAUAAGAGUUGUAGAAAGAUUGCUGGCAGACCAAUAAGAAUGGAAUAUGGUGAAGAUAGAAGUAAAAGAGUGGUUAGAAGUGUAAGACCUAAGGAAGGGUUUGAUUUGCCUGAUGAUUAUAGAAAGGAGAAUAGAGCUACCAGGGAGACAUCUACAUUUGCUAAGGAACCUUCGACGUUUAAGAAGGAUAAUUUUACUAAAAACACAUAUCGUAAGAAUGAAAUUGGUAAUAAUAACCGUCUAAAGAGUAGUAUUGCAUUAGCCAAGGCACAAAGAGCAUCUGCAGCCAUUGUUCCCUCUGAAGGUAAAAAAACUGUAUUUGAUUGA